Messenger RNA from Myotis daubentonii (Daubenton's bat), 15440 nucleotides. RefSeq names its product HYDIN axonemal central pair apparatus protein (gene HYDIN). Gene Ontology annotation, biological process: cilium movement; axonemal central apparatus assembly. Gene Ontology annotation, cellular component: axoneme. The record is from RefSeq and is a predicted model, not a curated record. Lineage: Eukaryota; Metazoa; Chordata; Mammalia; Chiroptera; Vespertilionidae.
GGCGCCUCACCUCCUUCCUCCGCGGUGGGGGUUGCCGUAGACCCGGAAGGAGCGGAAGUGGAGGAUGGCCCCCUGGAAUGAGGAGAGCGCGUGAAGCGCCGCCUCUCUAGACUCAGGGCAGAGGUGGGCGUGAGCGAAGGGAAGAUAGAGACGGAGAAUCUGGGCAGUGCUCCCUGGCCUUCCUGCAGCCGCUGCUCAUUCCCUCUCCUCAGCCUGUGCCAUGCGGGUGCCUUCUCAGGACUUCUGCCCUCAUUUUUGGUGAGCAAAGGAAAUAACGAAAAAUGACAAGUAGAAGACUCGAGGAGUCCAUGGGAGCUGUCCAGAUGGGGUUAGUCAGAAUGCUCAAAGGAUUCCAAAGCAAGGUUUUGCCACCCCUCAGUCCCAGGGUGGUUAAAGAAGAAGAUGUCAACCAAAUGCUAACACCCUCGGAGUUCCUGAAGGAAAUGUCCCUGACCACAGAACAGAGACUGGCAAAUACACGGUUGAUGUGCCGACCACAGAUCAUCGAACUUUUAGAUAUGGGGGAAGCAACACAUCAAAAGUUUUCAGAUAUUGACCUGGACCAGGCAUUAUUCCAGCCCUUUCCAUCAGAAAUUAUAUUUCAGAACUACACUCCCUGCGAAGUCUAUGAAGUUCCACUGGUUUUGAGGAACAAUGACAAAAUUCCAAGGAUGGUGAAAGUUAUUGAGGAAAGCUCACCGUACUUUAAAGUAAUCAGCCCCAAAGACAUUGGCCACAAAGUCGCUCCAGGAGUGCCGUCCAUAUUCCGCAUCCUCUUCACUCCAGAGGAGAACAAGGAUUACGCCCAUAUGUUGACCUGUGUGACUGAAAGAGAAAAGUUCAUCGUACCCAUCAAAGCCCGAGGCGCUCGAGCCAUCCUGGAUUUUCCUGACAAGCUGAAUUUUUCCACUUGCCCUGUCAAAUACAGGACUCAGAAGAUUCUGCUGGUCCGGAACAUUGGCAACAGAGACGCCGUGUUCCACAUCACAACUUACCGGCCGUUCUCCGUGGAGCCCUCUGUUGGAACUCUUACCGUGGGAGAGUCCAUGCAAUUGGAAGUGGAUUUUGAGCCACAGGCUGUGGGCAAUCACAGCAAACGGCUGAUUGUGUAUUACGACACAGGUGAAAAAAUGUUUGUAUCUCUGUAUGGAGCUGCCGUAGACAUGAAUAUAAGGCUGGACAAGAAUUCUUUGAUCAUUGAGAAAACCUACAUAUCUCUGGCCAAUCAGAGAACUAUAACUAUUUACAACCGCAGUAACAUCAUUGCCCAUUUCCAAUGGAAGGUAUUUGCUACCCAGGAAGAGGAAGAUAAAGAAAAGUAUAGGGUCUGUGAGGAUCUGAUCAAAGAGGAAAAGGAUGAGACUGACGAGUUUCUCGAAGAGUUUGUUAGUGAUCCUUUACUCCGAGAACGGAUUUCCAUUCUCUCCCGCACCUUUGCGAAUCAGAGAAGGCUGGUUCAGGCGGACAGCAUACUCUUCUUGAAUAACAUUUUCAUAAUUGAGCCCCUGGAAGGUGAUGUCUGGCCCAACUCAUCAGCUGAAAUCACUGUGUACUUCAACCCUCUGGAAGCCAGGCUCUACCAGAUGACUGUGUACUGUGACAUUUCAGGCCGAGAGAUCCGUCUGCCCCUCCGAAUCAAAGGGCAAGGAAUGGGACCAAAGAUUCACUUCAACUUUGAAUUGCUGGAUAUUGGAAAAGUUUUUGUUGGAUCUGUACAUUGUUAUGAGGCAGUGCUCUCCAACAAAGGCAGCAUCGACGCUCUCUUCAACGUGACCUCCCCGACUUCAGCUUUGGGGGCCUGCUUUGUUUUCAGCCCCAAGGAAGGCAUCAUCAAGCCAAGCGGGGUCCAGGCGGUCCAGAUUUCCUUCUGCUCGUCCAUUCUGGGGCACUUCGAAGAAAAGUUCCUGGUCAGUGUCAAUGGGUCACCUGAGCCCGUGAAACUGACUAUUAGAGGCUGUGUCAUUGGACCCACCUUCCACUUUAAUGUCCCUGCUCUGCACUUUGGGGAUGUUUCCUUUGGGUUUCCUCACACCUUGAUAUGUUCCCUCAAUAACACCUCCUUGGUCCCCAUGACCUUCAAACUGCGCAUCCCUGGCGAUGGCCAUGAAAGCAUUUCAAGCUGUGAGCAAUAUACAGACACCAAAGGACCUUCUUGGAACAAGGAGGAAAUACCCAUAACGAGACCAAAAGAGUUUACCAUCACCCCCAACUGUGGCACCAUUCGCUCCCAAGGAUUCGCUGCUAUCAGGGUGACCUUAUGCUCCAACACUGUGCAGAAAUACGAGCUGGCCCUGGUGGUGGACGUGGAGGGCAUUGGGGAAGAAGUGCUGGAGCUCCUCAUUACAGCGAGGUGUAUUGUACCUGCCCUCCGCAUGGCCAAGGAAGAGGUGGACUUCGGGCGCUGCUUCCUGAAAUACCCGUACGAGAAAACCAUCCAGCUUGUCAACCCGGAUGGCCUCCCAGGAUGCUAUGAGGUCCUGCCCCAGGUAGAUGAGGACUCGCCCGCGGUGUUGCUCUCUAGUCCCAACCCCUAUGGAAUCAUCCCGCCCCAAAGCACCGUCCACAUCCCCCUGAUCUUGGAGACCCAGGUCACCGGGGAGCACCGGUCCACGAUUUACAUCUCGGUCUUCGGGAGCCAGGACCACCCUGUGGUGUGCCAGCUGAGGAGCAUUGGAGAAGGCCCGGUGAUCUCCGUCUGUCCCCACCAGGUGGAUUUUGGCAAGAUCUACGUCCUGACGGAGUCCUCCAGGGUCAUCAACCUCUCUAACCAGUCCCUGAUCCCUGGAUUAUUUCAGGCACACAUGGCUCACAAAAAGUCCCUUUGGACCGUGGAACCCAGCGAAGGCACCGUUCCCCCCGAAGAUGACAUUCAACUGACGCUGACCGCCAACCUGAACGACAUACUGAUGUUCAAAGACACGGUCAUUUUGGAUAUUAUAAACAGCAAAACCUACCGGAUUUCUGUCCAGGCCGAAGGAAUUGGCUCCACCAUCGUUUCGGAUAAGCCCUUUGCUCCAGAACUCAACUUGGGAGCACAUUUUAGCCUGGACACCUGUUACUACCACUUCAGGCUGACCAACAAGGGACGUCGGGUCCAACAGUUGUUCUGGAUGAAUGAAAAGUUCCAACCCAAGAACAAGAAAGGCGCGCCUAAGAGGAGACUGGCUAAGCGCCCUCGCGCCCAGGCAGCCAGGCGUCCCCAGAGCCCCGUGUUUCAGCUUCAGCCCUUCAGGAUGGAGUUGUAUCCAGACCAGACGAUCGAUGUGACACUUGACGGCUAUUCUUCCACUCCCAGGAUGGUCAGGGAGAAGCUGGUGUGCCACGCCAUCAUCGGGGCCCAGCGGGAGCGGAGCCUGGUGAUGACUGUGGAUGUCAUGUGCGAGUUCAUAGCGCCGCUCAUCCAGCUCUCCACCAAGAAGCUCGUGUACCGACUGGAGAAGAAACCACAGACCGUCUUGCAACCUGAUUACCAGCCCUUGGUCAUGAAGAACAUUUCCACGCUGCCCGUGAAUGUGUUGCUCUCAACAAGCAAACCCUUCUUCAUCUGUGACACGGAGCAAUCUCUGUUGCCCCUAAUUCCAGAGCCUAUUAAACUGGAGAUUGGUGAAGAAAAAAAUCUGCUGGUCAAGUUUGACCCGACCCACAAAUGCGAUUUGAACAACUGGGUGGCAGAAGAAACUCUAGCCAUCAGGUACCUGGAGCACCCUCAGGUAGACAGCCUGAACCUGCGUGGGGAAGUGCAUUACCCCAACCUGUCCUUUGAGACCAUGGACCUGGACUUUGGCUGUAUCCUGAACGACACCGAGGUGAUCCGCUACGUCCCCAUCACCAACUGCAGCCCCCUGGCUGUGAAGUUUUGCUGGUUCUUCCUGGAGAACAACGAGGAAAAUCAAAUAAGGUACCGCCAGCUCCCACGGAAGCCCGGCCGUGCCCUCCUGUCCCAGAUGGAGUCCAUCGGGGCCUCAGCCUCCGCCAGCCCGCCAGCGGUCUCCGCGAUAGAAUCCCCUGAGAUUGACCUAAGUGAUUUUGUGAAGUCUACCCUUGUAGAUGAAGAUACUGGGUCUGAAGAAGAAGGAGAGCACAGAAGAGCAGAAGCGCCCAAGCUGAUCAACUCAGAUGUGUUUGACAUUCUGCCCCUCUAUGGAGAGCUGCAGCCGUACAGUAGCGACCAGAUAGCGUUCACCUUCUACGGACACUGUGACAUCAUCGCCCAGGCGACAGCUCUGUGCAAAGUAGAAGGAGGGCCCAACUACGAGAUAAAACUACGGGGAGAGACAUCCAUGGUCAGCUAUUCCUUUGACACCAAGGACAUCAACUAUGGGCUACAGCUGUUCGACCGGGUCACAGAGACCAAAGUCACACUGAAGAACACGGGGAAAGUCGGCUUCGAGUUCAGGGUGCUGACCAAUGACCAGUCUUUGCCAGACAACCUCCUGCCCGGAGUGCCACUCAUCCUGCCUCUUUCAGGUUUUAUCAGUUCACUUAAAGAGCAGGAGUUGAAGAUUUACUACUUACCUGGAGUACCUGAGAUCUUUCAAAGAAGUUUUCAGGUCCAGAUCGCCCACCUGGACCCAGAGAGUAUCACACUGAGUGGAGAGGGAAUCUUUCCUCGAAUCUACAUCGACCUCCCCAGAAACCUCAAAGGGAAUGAAAAGUAUGAAAUCUUCUUGAAUCAGGCCAGAGAAAACCUAGAAAACGAGUUAGACAAAGAUGAAAUAUUGAGUCACACAGAGACCAUUGAGGAAAUGUCUGAGGAUGAGCCUUUUAAGUUAAGUGCUCAGCUCCAGAUGGAAGUAGAGCGACUCAUAGUCCAAAACUAUACCAUGGAACAUCAGAAAAUUAUCCACGAUCCCAUGGACGAAGUCAGCCAUCGGGGUCGCCACAGACUAGCCAAAAUCCAGCUGCCAGAGUAUAUCCUAGACUUCGGCCACAUCAUCCUUGGCGACUCUCGAUCCCACAUCAUCAAGAUCACCAACACCAGUCACAUCCCAGUGUCCUUCCACGCGGAAAAGCGCAUCCUGCACGACACAGGCUUUAGUACUGAGCUAGAUCGUGUAAAGCAUCUGCCUUCCUGCGAAACGGAAACAUUUGAAGUGAGAUUUGACCAGCAAGGGACCAACCAGUCUGUGGGAAACAAAGAAGCCAUUCUGCCCAUCAAAGUGGUUGGAGGGCCAACGGUUCACAUCUGUCUGCAAGUCCAGGUGGCCAUUCCCACUAUGACACUGUCUUGUGACAAAGUGGAGUUUGCCACAAUUCAGUGUGGGCAGUGCCUUGUGGAAACUAUUCAGCUCUCCAAUCAUCUUCAAGUUCCUUGUGAAUGGUUUGUCGUCAGCCAUAAGCCAUUUAACAAGCUGGAGAAGCACAUGCCAAAGUACUUAAGACGGAAACUCCAUACCGAGUUCAAGCCAAAGACGCGGAUCUUUGAGAUCCAGCCCACGACAGGGGUCUUGGAUCCUGGUGAGAAGGCCAACGUGCAAGUGAGAUUCAUGCCCAAGGAAGAGAAAUUCUACAGUCAAACCCUGACGUUCCAGCUUGUCCGCAGUACUCAGAAGCUUACACUGCUGGCACAGGGGCAAGGCUUAGAGCCACGCUUGGAAUUCAGUCCUUCAAUUCUGGAGCUGGGGCCGCUGCUGCCUUACGCGCCUGGAGACGACGCCGAGGUGGUGGUGAAGAAUCCCUGUGACUUUCCCAUUGAAUUUUACUCCUUAGAAUUUGACCAGCAAUAUCUCAUCGAAGAGAAGAUCUUGCGGUCGCUGAAGGGCUACGACUCCUACAACACCCUGCUGCUGCCCCCCCGGGUGCCUGGGGAGAAGCUGCCCUCAGAGGUGUACGAGUACUUUAGGGAGAUGAAGCAGUCCAAGGAGGAGCAGAUGAAGGCGAAAUACCUGGAGGCUCUGGCUCAGGACAACGAAGACGAAGAUAUACCCUUGUCGGAGCAGGUAACGGUCUCCAACGUGAAGAGGGGCUCACUUAGCAGAGGGAUCUCUGUCACAUCCGACCUGGAGGACUGGGAGGAGUCCAAGAACAAUCCAGAUGAUGAAGAGGAUGAUGACAGCCUGGAAAAACUAGUGUUUCAAACUGAGAAGUUACAGAGCACGGACAGCCACUCUGCAGAGGACGAUGGAGAAGUAGAGAACAACCCAGUGAACAAGGCCAUUGCUCGCUACCUGGGCAUCGAUGUUUCUGCAGAAGGUAACCUGGCCAAGAACCGGAAAGGCAUCGCCAUUAUCGUCCACGGGACGCCCGUGUCAGGCAAGACGGCCACGGCAGCCAGCCUGGCCAAGUACUACGGCGCCGCCUGCUUCAACAUCGACUCCAUCGUGCUGGAGGCCAUCUGCGACGGCAACAGCAUCCCAGGGAUCCGGGCCCGGGAGCUCUGCAUCAGGGCGGCCAUCGAGCAGUCCAUGCGGGAAGGAGAAGAGUCUGCCCAGGAUACUGCUUCGGGUCAACUUGGCAUAGGACAGGUGCGACAGAGCAGCGAGAACCUGGGCAAGUUAAUCUCAGAAACCACCCUGAUAAACCCUGAAGUGAAAUCUGCCAAGUCCAUGCGUGGGAGCAUGCUGUUUUCCAAAGCCAGGGCAGAGCAUGGCUCUGGGUCUCAGAAGCAGCAUCACCCGCACCCACCUGAAACGCCACAGAUUUCCUCCAGCCCUCUCCCCUCGGGACCCACACCGCGCAGACUUAGUGUCAGCACCAGCAUCGGAGGCGAGACCGGGCUCCUGAGCUGUGUGCUCCCUGAGGAAAUGCUCGUUCAGAUCCUGGCCGAGCGCUUACAGCUGAGUGACUGCAGCCUGGGAGUGGUGUUUGACAGCCUCGACACACUCUUUGCUCGGAACGCGGCCAUUGCUCUCCUCUGCCUGCUGAAGGCCAUUGGCAACAGGGAGCACAUCUACGUCCUCAACAUGCCCCAGGAUUACGCAGGCAUGAAGGCCCAGGAGAAAGCCAAAAAGGAGCAAGAAGAGCAGAAACAGAGGGAGGCGCUUGAAAAAGAGAAGGAGCGUCUCCAAAAUAUGGAUGAGGAAGAAUAUGAUGCGUUGACAGAGGAGGAGAAAAUCACGUUCAAUCGAGAGGUCCAGCAGGCCCUGCGGGAGAGGAAGAAGAGGGAGCUGGAGAGAUUGGCAAGGGAGUUGCAUGAAAAGAAGCUACAACAGGAGCUUGAGCGGCAAAAGGAAGAAGAUGAGCAAAAAAAGAAGACGAGAAAGACAAAGCAAGUAGCACCAAAGGAGGAGCCAGCCCUGAAGAAAUCUCAGACCAGCCGGCAGACUCUUACCUUUUCCAAACUAGAAGGCAGGAUGGACUUGGUAGAACCAAAAGCUUCUGAGAAGGACCAGGGAAUGGCUGAGAAGGACGAACUGAGCAAGAAGAAAAAGAGCCAGAUGGCAGAUAACAUCGUUGGGUUUUCCCUGGUCCAGGAUCAGGAGGACAGCGAGGGGGACCUCCAGAAGGAAGCUGACAAGCCUCUGGCCCAGAAGUUUAAGAUCUAUGAGCUGACUCUGAAGGAUAUCCAGAACCUCCUCAUGUACUGGGACCGGAAGCUAGGCAUCCAAGUGCCUCACAUGGGGGCUGAGGACCUGACCCACGAGCCCGAAGACCAGCGCCAAGUCCCAUCGGGUGGGCGCAAAGGCCGCAAGGACCGGGAGAGGGAGCGCGCGGAGAAGGAGCGAGCGGAGAGGGAGCGCCUGGAGCGGGAGAGGGCCGAGCGGGAGCGGCUGGAGAGGCUCCGGGCGCUGGAGGAGCAGCCGGACGGAGGAGACGUGGACAGGGAGGAGGACCACGAAGGGAAGAGGGAUCUGGGUGUGCCAUUCAUCAAUAUCCAGACACCCGACCUUGACGGCUCCACCUGGAAGCAGGCCCUGGAGAAUGACAAGCUUCCCAAAGGGGACCAGAUCCUAGACUACUUGGGCCUGGGCUCCUCUGGGCUGCCCAUCCCGCCUCCAGUCUUAUUCUCCAUAAUCCCCUACCCUCUGAAGCGGCUGCCGUUGGCCCCCACGGAAAUCAUGAAGCAUUUUAUGUUUCUCAUCCCACUCUCCGAAGAGCUGGCCCUGCUGGAGGAGAAAAGAGAGGCGGAAUCAGAAGUAGACCUUUCGACGACCACCACCACCACCACGAGCUCCGCCAAGGAGGAGCCGAACACCUCGUCUAAAGGGAACAAGCAGAAACUGAAAGAAAAAACAGACCAGAUUCGGGACACUCUGAAGGACAAACGCCGCAUCGCCUUCAACAGGAAGGGCCUUUCUGGGGCCAUUUCUGGCACCGUUUCCCCCCUGUCAGACAUGGACCAGAACAACUUGUCUGGGCAGCACUCCCAGGACAAAUUCAUCAGGUUGAAUCAUUUCCGGUGGAUUGUGCCGGCCAAUGGCGAGGUGUCGUUGAGAAUGCAGUUCUCUGCUACUGAUCUCGGGAACUAUGACCAGACGUUCAACUUUGAGAUCCUUGGAACUUGCCGCCAGUACCAGCUUUAUUGCCGUGGUGUUUGCGCUUAUCCAUACAUUUGCCAAGACCCAAAAGUGGUGUUCCCUCAGCGGAAGAUAGACGUGAAAGCAGAUGAGAUCGUCUUUAAGAAGUAUAUUAUAAGCACAGACACGUUUUACUUUGGGCCACUGCUUUGUGGAAAAUCAAGAGAUAAGUAUAAGUCAUCUUUGUUCCCAGGCAACAUGGAGACACUGACAAUCCUGAACAAUUCUCCAAUGGUCACGGAGGUGUUCUUCUGUUUCCAGAAUGAUGUCAAAGCAAAUACCUACUUCCUGGAACCCAUGAACAUGAUUCUCAAACCCAAUGAGAAGCAGAUACUGACCGUGUGGGCCUACCCCACUGCAGUUGGUAUCUUUGAAGACAGCAUAGUCUGCUGCAUCAAGGAGAACCCGGAACCAGCCAUCUUCAAAUUAAGCUGCGAGGGGGUCCGCCCAGAACUGGAUGUGGAACCCAGGCAAUUGCAUUUUGACCGGCUUCUGCUGCACAGAAAAGAAUCCAAAGUAGUUCUUUUCCACAACGUCACGACCCUGCCCGUGGCCUGGCGGAUCACCAGCCUGGAGCACCUGGGCGAGGACUUCUCCGUGUCCAUGCUGCAGGGCACCAUCCCCCCCAAGGCUGACUAUAGCCUGCAAGUGCACUUCCAACCCUCCAAGCCCGUCAACAUCAAGAAGGCGUUUCGGUUGGAGGUUUUGGACCCAGACAAUCUUGUUGGAGUUGUUCAGAUUGAAAACAUCAUGAUCAUUGCAGAGUCCUACGACAUGGCCUUGGACAUCACCUUCCCCAAAGGAGCUGAAGGAGGCCUCGAUUUUGGGACCGUGAGAGUCAUGGAGGAGGUGAAGCAGCCCCUGCAACUGAAGAACCGUGGGAAAUAUGAGAUCAUGUUCAGCUUUUCUGUGGACUCCGUAGGCAUUACCUCAACCAAUAUAAGUUCUAUGAUCUCAGUCCAACCCAGGAAGGGCUCAAUGGCCACAACAGAUAAGCCCACAAAUGUCCAGGUGUUCUUCCGCGCCAAAAAGGAAGUGAAGAUAGAGCAACAGCCAGUCCUGCGCUGUCAGAUCAUUGAGCCCAAUAUGACAGACGGAACUGAAAUCAUUGCCAGCAUCCCAAUUAGGCUUUCUGUGAAUGCAGUGUUCUCCAAAUACAACAUCAGCCCCUCCUCCAUCAUCAACUUUGGGGCUCUGAUCUGUGGCACUCGUAAAAGCACCACCUUCACCAUAGAAAAUCAAGGUGUUACUGACUUCAAGUAUAACCUCUACAGGAUGACAGGAGAGAGCUCCAUUCCCCAAAAGAAAGCAGUCAGCCACACGAGGACUUUAAGAUCCCGGGAAAGCGAGAACUUCUACAAGGCUACCCCUUCCAGAGCAGCCAAGUUCUCAGAAACUACUCAGAAAGAAAUAAACAUCACUAGCCAGGCUCGCUUCAGCCACGGCAUGUUCACCGUGUACCCUGGGUUCGGCUCCGUCUCUGCCGGAGGAGCACAGACCCUCACCGUUGACUGCGUGGCUGACCCUGUGGGGAAGUGUGAGGAGUUUAUGGCGAUCGAUAUCUCUGACCGAGACCCCAGAGACCACCCUGGCGGCAUUCCUUACAGCCUGUUGGCGGAAGCCUGUCUACCAGCCUUCGUGACAGACAACAACGCCUCCGUCUUUGAGGAGCACCAGAUCUGCAACAGUACCAACCUGUACAGCAUCCUGCAGACCACAGAGAGCAAGGGGCUGUUUGUGGAGGAUGAGAACAAGUUCAUGUUCUGCCAUGUCAUGGUGGGCCAUCAGGCCAAGGCUCGGUUCAAGAUGAGCAAUGUGGGGAAGAUCGCCUGUGAUGUGACCAUUGUGGUUAAGCCUGUCUCCAACAAGGCCACUGCCCGCAUCAUUGACAUCUUUGAAGUGGAACCCAACAAGAUGUGUAUUGCCAGUCGUUCACAUGCCUUUGCCACGGUGACCUUCACCCCCCAGACCAUGCAGUCGUACCAGUGUAUCUUUGAGGCGACCUUGGAUGGCGUGUCCAGCAUCCAGACCAAGAACCGAAGCCUCGCGUUUGAUAUCGUGGGAGAGGGGACCCUCCCUCGGGUGACCAUUGUGCGGCCAAUUCUCCACAACCAGUAUGGAAACCUCCUGCUCCUCUUUAAGAGGCUUCUUCUUGGCCAUUCAGAGAAACUCCCUCUCAUCCUCAAGAACAAUGGCAAUAUCCCUGCCCAGCUGCAUGUCGACCUGCAGGACCAACUAGAAGUCUUCUCCCUGAAAGGGAGGCCCACGACCUCCUACAUCUACAUCAUAGAGGAAAACGAACCCCAUGCCAAAGCAAAGAAAGCUCACACGGCCUCCCUGGUGGUUCUUCCCGGAGAGACAGCCGAAUUUGAUGUUGUUUUCCGCGCCCGAAAUGUCGGGAGGAUGACGGGCACCAUCCACUUGUCAGUGCUCAACAAUCAGUACGAGGACACGAUCAUCCGCCUGGUGGGAGAAGGCUACGAGGAAGACAUCACUUUGGACAACGUCCACGGGCUGGUGGCUCCCACCAGCGGGGAGGCCUUCGACAUGUCCGAGGUCACCGAGGACGUAUCUAUGGAAAACUUGGUGGCAGCUGCUCUGGUGGACCACAUUCAGUUUGGGGACUGCCACAUUGGAAGCAGCUAUAGCGUGAGCUUCACAGUCACUAACCACAGCCAAGUGAAUGUGAUUCGGUUUGAAUGGCCCUCGUUAGCUACAAUUACCUUUGCCCCACAGACUGGCCACCUCCACCCUGGGUGUGCCAAGGACAUCGUGAUGACCCUGAAGUCAGACAUACCCAUCAACAUGAAGAAGAUGGACAUCAAGUGCAAGGUCUCCAAGAUCCUGUUUCAGCAGCCUGCAGACCAGGUCCCCGACUGGGACGACCGCAUGCGCACGGUCAAGUGGGUGGACAUGCCCAGAAACAUGCCCGGGACUUUCACUCCCAAACGAAAAGUGAUAGAGACGGACCCUGAGCCUGUGCACUCAGUGCUGGAAGAGCACUACCGAGAGCUGAUGCUGCAGGUCAGCGCCAACGUGAACUUCGCAUCCUACCAGUGCCCGACGAGCGAGGUGCACUUCAAGGACACGCUGGUGUACCAGGCCCGAGUGUUUCAGUUGGAGCUGGUUAACACAGGGAGUGUGCAGCUGGAAUUCAGCUGGAUCUUGGAAGAGACAGCGAAGACUGUCAGCUUUGCAAUGCCAGAAAACCAAGGUUCUCAAAAAGAUCAGCUGAGCCAGGGCAGCACCGUGGACAGCGCUGUGGAACACUCGACUGACCCUUCCCCACUGUCCUUCUCUGUGGUUCCCAUCUCUGGCGUUGUGCCAGUGGGGAAGGCUGAGAAGAUCCAAGUGAAAUUCUCCCCAUUGGAGGUUGGAGACUUCGAGAGCACUAUUAUCUGCCAGAUUCCCAACCUACUACCGGGAGAGCAAGGCCCAGUCAUAUCAGCAAAAGGACGGAGCUUCUUGCCCAUCUGCCACUUUGAACUGAAAGAGUCGGACUACAUCACUGGUCACCGGCACCACCCGGAUCUCCGAGGACCUGGUGGUGGGCCUCUGGACCCAAACACCCGGGUGAUCGAGUUCACCAGUGUGGGCAUAGGAGCGAAGAAUCUCCGGACGUUUACAAUCCUGAACCCGACCGCUAGCAGCUACUGCUUCCGCUGGGUCUCUGAAGAAAUGGAAAGUCUCCAGAACCCUUCAGCCUUCACCUGCCUCACAGAGAAGGGCUGCAUCCACCCUGAAAAGAAAGCCGAGAUUAUCUUCCAGUUCACGCCUUUGCAUCUGAAAAUCACAGAAGCGUUCUGGACUUUCUCAGUCCCCGAGCACAACAUCACAGUCCCUUUCCUGCUGGUAGGCAAAGCCUCUGAGCCCCUGGUCAGUCUGGACAAGUCACACAUCAACUUCAGCUGUCUCCUCAUUGGUUGUAGCAGGUUACAAAUUGACAUUCUCUUCACACCAAAGCAAGAAGGAGAUGUGAACUUUAAUUUGAUCUGCAAUGUGAAAAGCAAAGCCCACCCUUUGACCUUAAAUGUCAAGGCUGAAGGCUACACUAUGAAUGCGGAGAUCAAGUGCAAAGACAGGACUGGCUUACUCACUCUCUUGACUCCCAAUCAGACCACCAUUGUCAACUUCUAUGAGGUGGAGCUGAAUGAGUGUGUCCAGUGUGAGUUCACCUUUAUCAACGCUGGGAAGUUCAACUUCAGCUUCCAGGCAGAGCUCUCUGGCCCCAAAGCCCUGGUGCAGUACUUCGAGUUCUCACCCAUGGAGGGCAGCGUGGAUGUGGGGCAGAGUACACCCGCCAGCCUGUCCUUCCAACCAUUUAAGAAAUGUGUCUUGAAGGGCCUGGAACUCAGAAUCAAGAUAAGCCACGGUCCAACAUUUACGUGCAGCAUCUCAGGCUCUGCCGUGAACCCUGCUGUCCAUUUCUCAUUCACCAGCCACAACUUUGGGAGCUGCUUCAUCUACCAAGCCGGGAUGCCCCCAUACAAACAGACCCUGGUUAUCACUAACAAGGAGGAAACGGCUAUGAGCAUAGAUUGUUUGUACACCAAUACCACCUACCUCGAGGUGAGCUUCCGUGCGGAUGUGAUAAAGCCAGGAAAGUCAAUGGAGAUUCCAAUCACCUUCUAUCCUCGAGAAAGUAUCAGCUAUCGAGAACUCAUCCCCUUUGAAAUCAACGGGCUCUCCCAACAAGUAGUUGAAAUCAAAGGGAAAGGCGCUGAAAUGAAGAUUUUAGUCCUAGAUCCAGCCAAUAGGAUCUUGAAGUUAGGAGCUGCCCAGCCAGGGCAGGUGGUGAAAAAAACGGUUUCCAUCAUGAACAACAGCCAGGCCCCGGUCACAUUUAGCCAGUCGGUCCUGUUCUCGACUCCAGAACUCCGGGAGCCUAAGGUCGUCACCCUGGUCCCCUUCAACAACAUCACGCUGAAGCCCAAGGAAGUCCGCAAGCUGGAGGUCAUCUUUGCCCCGAAGAAGCGCGUCCCCCUCUUCUCCGAGGAAGUGUUCAUGGAGAGCAUGGGGCUCCUGCGCCCCCUCUUCCUGCUCAGCGGCUGCUGCCAAGCCCUGGAGGUCUCCCUGGACCAGCAGCACAUUCCCUUCGGACCAGUCGUGUAUCAGACAAAAGCCACGCGUCGCAUCCUCAUGCUGAACACGGGCGACAUGGGUACAAGGUUUAAAUGGGAUGUCAAAAAAUUUGAGCCUAAUUUCUCCAUCAGUCCAGAAGAAGGCUAUAUCACUACAGGCAUGGAGGUUUCUUUAGAAGUGACCUACCACCCCACAGAGGUGGGCAAGGAGAAUCUCUACAAAAACCUGCUCUGCUUCAUCCAAGGAGGCCCUCCUCUGAGCCUAACCCUGUCUGGAGUCUGCGUGGGACUACCUGCAGUGAAAGAGACGGUAAAUUUCACCUGCCAGGUGCGCUCCAAGCACACGCAGACCAUCCAGCUUUCAAAUCGCACCAACCAGACCUGGAAUCUGCACCCCAUCUUUGAGGGCGAGUACUGGGAGGGGCCCGAGUUCAUCACUCUGGAGCCCCAUCAGCAAAACAAGCCCUAUGAGAUCACCUACAAGCCCCGCACCAUGAAUGUGGAGAACCGCAAGCACCAGGGCACCCUCUUCUUCCCCCUGCCAGAUGGAACCGGCUGGCUAUAUGCACUGCAUGGGACUGCCGAGCCCCCCAAAGCCGUGGCCAGUAUCUACCGUGAAGUGCCGUGUAAGACGCCCUACACUGAGCUCCUGCCCAUCACCAACUGGCUGAACAAGCCCCAGAGGUUCCGGGUCAUUGUGGAAAUGCUGAAACCAGAGAAGCCAGACCUAAGUGCCUCCUUAAAGGGCCUUGAUUACAUUGAUGUACUGUCUGGAUCCAAGAAAGACUACAAGCUGAACUUCUUUUCCCACAAGGAAGGACUAUACAGCGCAAAGGUGAUCUUCCGAAACGAGGUGACCAACGAGUUCUUAUACUACCUGACGAGUUUCAGGGUCAUCCCUUCAGGCGUCAUCAAAACCAUCGAGAUGGUGAGCCCCGUCCGGCAGAGCACAUCAGCCUCCGUCAAGGUGGAGAACCCCCUGCCCUACUCAGUGACCUUCGCCACGGAGUGCAGGGUGCCCGACAUCAACCUGCCCUCCCAGUUCGUGGUGCCCCCUAACUCGGAGGGCACAUUCUCAUUCGAAUUCCAGCCCCUGCGAGCUGGAGAAACCUUGGGGAGACUAGUUCUGCACAACAAUGAUCUGGGUUACUACCAGUAUGAGCUCAACUUGAAGGCUCUGCCAGCGCUGCCUGAAAAGCCCAUCCACUUCCAGACUGUUCUUGGCAGCGGCCAGAGCAUCUUUGCCAAGUUCAUCAAUUACACCCGGCAGAAGACAGAAUACUACUGCAGGUCCGACUGUGUAGACUUCCACACGGAAAAGAUCAUCAGUGCUCCCGCGGGGGCUCAGGGUGGCACGGAAAUCAGUGUGGAAGUCUAUUUCGAGCCCAGCCACCUGGGGGACACCAAGGGCACCCUGAGCCUGUCAUCCGUUGCAGGCGGAGAGUAUAUCAUCCCCCUCUUCGGAGUGGCUGUGCCGCCAAAGCCGCAAGGUCCCCUCCAGAUCCGAGCCGGGUACAACAUAGUCAUCCCCUUCAAGAACGUCUUCUACCACACAGUCACCUACUCCUUCAUCGUGGAGCACCCAGCCUUCUCCGUGCGGGCCAUGGACUCGGUCCGGCCCAAGAAGAUCAACAACAUCACCGUCUACUUUGACGGAAACCCAUCCGGCAGCAAAACACCCAUUACCAGCAAGCUGAUCGUGUCGUGCUCUCCCGGCGAAGGCAGAGAAACAGGAGUUAAAUGGGUUUAUUAUCUGAAGGGCGUCACCCCUUAGUUGUAACCAGGGUCAGUUGCAUCCAGAAAAAGCCGUCUCCUCCGCUUUAAUAUCUACAUAUUGUUCUAGCCUGGUGAAUAGAGAAAAUAAUCAGAAUUCUAAAGGUAGUGUGUUAUCCUCCUCAUGCAC